Messenger RNA from Vanderwaltozyma polyspora DSM 70294, 927 nucleotides. RefSeq names its product ubiquitin-specific protease OTU1 (gene OTU1). The transcript has a single exon. Gene Ontology annotation, biological process: protein deubiquitination; endoplasmic reticulum unfolded protein response. Gene Ontology annotation, cellular component: cytosol; nucleus. Lineage: Eukaryota; Fungi; Ascomycota; Saccharomycetes; Saccharomycetales; Saccharomycetaceae. Gene Ontology annotation, molecular function: cysteine-type deubiquitinase activity. The coding region runs from base 1 to 927 and encodes 308 amino acids. The record is from RefSeq and is a predicted model, not a curated record.
AUGAGAUUGAAGAUAAGUGGUGCUGAAGGGUUUAACAAAGUAGUAACGAUCGAUAAUGAUGCUACAUUACAAGACUUGGUGAAAGUGAUUGACCUGAAUACUUCAAUAACAUCAAUGAGGUAUGGGUAUCCACCAAUCAAGCUUGUGCUGGACGAACAUUCUCUAGGGAAGAAUUUAGGGGAUUUAAAUAUCAGUUCUGGUGAAAAGAUAUCAAUUUCUACUGAAUCUGAAAGCUCAAGUGGUGGAAUAAUUAGUGGAGGAUCUAUCCCAAAAGUACAAGAAACUGGAAUCUUGAAGGAGAAUCAGGUUUAUAUUGACUUACCCGAAGGAGAUACAAAUAUUUUGCAAUCUCACGUAGUGCCUGAUGAUAAUUCAUGCUUAUUCCAUGCCAUUUCUUAUUGUAUAUAUAAAGAUAUAGGUUUAUCAAAUGAACUUCGAAGUGUAGUAUCACAAGAGAUAUUGAGUAACAAACAGACAUACAAUGAAGCAAUAUUAGAGAAAUCUAAUUCUGAAUAUGCUAAUUGGAUUAUGAAGAAAGAUUCUUGGGGUGGCGGUAUCGAGAUUGCAAUUUUAUCAGAAAAGACAGAGACAGCAAUAUAUGUCAUUGAUAUAGAUGCAUCAAAGAUUGAGAAAUUCAAUGAAGAUAAAUAUUCAAAGUUUAUUAUGGUUGUAUUCAAUGGUAUUCAUUAUGAUGCUAUAGAAUUAGAAAAUGGCCAAACUGUUUUUGAUAAAGAAAAUGAAUUAUUAAGUAAUAUUGUAUUGUCAGGUGGAUUAAAGAUCGCUUCUCAAUUGAAGAGCAGUGGCUAUUCAUUUAAUACAAGGAAGGAUAAAAUUAUUUGUAAUAUUUGUAAAAAAAUCAUGGUGGGUGAGCGUCAGGUUGCCAGGCAUGCAGAGGAAACCGGUCACGUUGACUUUGGCCAGGCAUAA